CAUAAAAACAAAAAAGGGCAAAUCAGACAUUCGCCUGUAAGUACUUAUUCGUAUAAAAUAAAAAAAAUUGACAUCGAUAGAAGUCUUGACAGUUAAGGUGACAACAAUGAUGGUGUCUUGACACUUGGUGGCGUCACCAACUCAAGCGUUCGCCUUGGCGGGAAAUUUGAAUUUAGUUGUUGUUUGCGGUGUCAUAGGGACAGUGACACUUUUACAAUCAUUGUCAACAAUCGAAAACAUACUUUUUUGUAUAAUGGCUUCUCGGCAAGCCGGAAUUCUUAAUUCUGGCUCGGUAACCUCACAAAAAAUCGACGAAGCCGAGUUUAACGAUCCAGCAUUCGACUAUGUGGUAGAACUGAAAGUAGAGCAAAAAGUAUGUUUCGGUUCGACCAUACCGAGAAACACCGCGCCCAUUGGCAAAGGACUGUCGGCCUUUCAGAAGAGAAUCGCCCCGGAGCUAUUUAAGCAGGGUCCAGGGUCGUACCAUUACGAGAAAUUCACCGGGGCCCUGUACCCUUUACUGCACAAAGUUCGAAGCAAAAAGGGCGUCAGCCCCCUGGCCAGUCAAGAGAAACGUUUUAAGGAAAAAUUCACGCGAACGCCAUCUCCCGGCCGCUACGAAGUUCUACCGAAAAGAGACGCGCGGAAGGCGCACGCGCCCUUCGGCAUUGGUUCGAAGAAGUUAGAAAAAGACAAUGACAUUCCCGGACCGGCAACGUACGACGUGCGGAAAGUGAAAAAAUGUCGGCGCACGCGGUUCAUGUCAAACUUCGGAAGACCUUCGAUGGUGUACGCGGUAGAGACGAUCUGCGUUCCGGUGCCGAGCGACACCUGUCAAAAAUGCGAGGAACUUUGCCAGGGCGACUAUUGGCACAAGGACUAUGCGACCUUCUUAUGUCACUUAUGCUGGGUGGAAGAGAGAAGUCUAGAAGAGAUUUAUACCAAGAAGGAGCUGAAAGAGUUCAAGAAAAUAAGGAAUUGCUCGUUUAUGCACAACCAUGAAGGGACGGAUGCCGCCACCCUCAUACUGCCUCAUAACAAAAUCAAGAAGAAGCUUCGAUUAGAGAAUUAUUUAGAAUUAUACCUCGAUUGUUAAUAAAUAUAUUUCAUUUAA
Anthonomus grandis grandis is the source of this 1114-nucleotide messenger RNA. RefSeq lists its product as uncharacterized. Gene Ontology annotation, molecular function: cytoskeletal protein binding. Bases 254 to 1096 code for a protein of 280 amino acids. The transcript has 5 exons. The record is from RefSeq and is a predicted model, not a curated record. Gene Ontology annotation, cellular component: ciliary basal body. Lineage: Eukaryota; Metazoa; Arthropoda; Insecta; Coleoptera; Curculionidae. Gene Ontology annotation, biological process: regulation of cell projection organization.